GUCCCCCACCCCCCUCUUUUGUUUUAUUGUAUGGAAAGAGCGUGAAAAGUUAGAUGAUUUGAGCCAGCUUUGCUGAGACGCCGAUCCGGUUUCUCUUUUCUAUUGAUAACGUGGCGACGAAUGAGAUUUUCCAAGGGUUAAUAUGAUAGAGCAGGGGAGCGCGAGAGGGGCUUCGGAGAGGAACCUUCCUGCUCCGCCUCUCUGGAGAUGGAGGUGGGAGGGGGGCAGUGUUUCAGCAGGAGAAUCAGGAGCUUGUGGUGGAGGCGAGGCAGUCCUGGGGGUGAGUUAAAAAGAGGUCCCGGGAAGAUGGAGAACGCAGCACCCAUAGGGUGCUUUAGCUAGAGAGAGAAAAGGGAAAUAGAUGUAAAUGCAUAAAUAUCAAGGGGUGCUUAGCAGCUACCCCUGCGAUUAUUAAUUUCCCAACCAUACAUGCUUUCUAAUCAAGAUUGUUACCCUCCACCAUCCCACCCGCCCACCCCCGCAGACCAAAAUCUCCUUUAGCUGCUUGAGUUUCCAACCUGUGCAGCUGAGAGGAAUGUGCUUUGCAUACAAAUUGGGCAGGAGAACAGACCUUUUAUCAGCUAGAUAAUAAACAGACACCCCUUGGAUAUCUCUACCAUGGACAGAACUGAGUGCAAUCCUGAGUCAAUUCUGGACUCAUAAAUACCCCAUCCCUUGCCUGAGCCAUUUUUGGAAACAGUUUGAAGCCAGGUUAAAUGCCCUGGAUUCCCCCAAACAACUCUGAAAAGUACUGGUUAUGCAAAGAGUGAUGAGGACAUUAUUAGAAGCCUCUGAUUCCUUCCAAGAACUACAAUACCAAAAGAUCCUUGGGCGGGAACCCUGAGAUUAAACAGGUUUCAUUUAAUAGCAUAGUUUGAGAAUGUUGAGAGAGGGCCAACCCUGGUUCACUAGCCUCUCCCUGAUCUACACCAAUAUUUCUUUUUUUAACCAUAUCUCAUCAUUUCAGGCACAGUUGGUUCUCAUCGCUCAGAGAUGUCACAUUACUCUACAGAUCAUCAUAUCCUAAUUAGGGCACUCACUUGAUUCAAGAAACGCUAGUUGAUCCAUUGUAGCUGUUUUAAUUGAUCAAAUCUGCACCUUCAUCAAACAACAGCCCUGGAGGAAAAAACUAUUUUGCUCUUCAUUUUUCAGUAAUGCAUCCACACAGGCGCUUUCUUAAAGAGACGUACCCUGCUACGUAAGAUAGAAAAGGAAAACGUCUUUCCUGAGAUGGUUGCCUGCCAGCACACAUGCUGUUUGUAAGUCCUUGCCUUAAAAAAUGAUUUUUUUAAAGGAAAAAGAAGCUGCUGCCUGAUUCGUUCACACUUGUUAUCGUACAAAAUAAUUUGUAAUUGGCUGAUCUGAUGUCUAUUUAAACGGUGUUGCUGUUACGAUUCUUCCACGGCUGCCUCAAAUCGCCUCAUGUAGUCACUGAUGGAUGUGAGAGAGGGAGUUUCGGGGAGCAAGAAUGCAGGUUUGAAGAGAGUGUGAAGGUGGUACCAUGAGAGAGAAGAUGGCCACAGAGGAGGGGGCCGAGGCAGACCUGGGGGCUGUGACCCAAGCGCCACUGAGCCUGCAAGGCAUUAAAAUGGAAGAGCAAGCACCAGCAGCCCUCAGAAUGGGACAAGCCCUAGAAAAAGCAGGACAGGCUUCUUGUGUCCUUCGUGCCAGGAAGCUCUUGCAAUGGAAGGUGUCUCCACUGGUCAAGGAGGAGCCAGAUGCAGGAAGGAUCCAGCGCUGGGAGGUCCAAGGCCCAGAGACAGAACAUCCCCUUUCUUUUGGAUGGGGGAGAACAAGGCCCACUGAGGCUGAACCUUGGGAUGACAUCCUGGCACUUUUUGCUUCCUUUGAGCACGUGGCCUAUGCCUGCCGGUGGCCGAGGGAAGAGUUGGUGGCCCGGCUUUUGCCAGCCCUGGGCGGGGAGGCCCAAGAGGCUUACCUCAGUUUGGACACUAGUGACAGAAGGGACUAUGGGAAAGUGAAGGCAGCCAUCUUGAAGAGGGAACCCGUGGCGUCGGAGAAGCGGAGGAGGCACUUCCGGCAGUUCCAGUACCAGGAGUCAAGGGGGCCGAGGGAUGCUUGCCGGCGGCUCUGGGAGCUGUGCCGUCGUUGGCUGAGGCCGGAGAGCCGAAGCAAAGAGCAGAUCCUGGAGCUGCUGAUCCUGGAGCAAUUCCUGACCAUCUUGCCAGAGGAGGUCCAGAGCCAAGUUUGGGAGCAAGUCCCAGAAACCUGUGCCCAGGCGGUGAACCUGGCUGAGAAUUUUUUGGCAAGGCAGCAGGAGGCUGAGAGGCAGGUACUCCAGGUGAGAGGAUCCUGCAGUUCCUUCUUGAUCCCUGGGGUCCCAAAUUGGUCUAACCAUGCGGGAAGUUUUCCUUAGGCGCUUAUGCGAGGGGAGACAAAGCACCUCUCUCCUCCUGAUCACCAUCUAAUAAAAUCCUUCUCAUAUAAAAUGUCUUCAUAAAGGCAAAGAUGGCCAAAGCUGCUUUAUGAGCUGUGAAAAUCUGGUGCACGAAGGUUUGGAAUAAUAUAUUUAAUUUGUAUAGACUUUAGCUGUAUGGAGAACGAUGUAAGUGCUUUGCCCAAAGUUAGAAGCAAAGAAUGUCCAUGUCCAAAGACAUAAAAUCUAAACAGACAGGACACAAAAGGCAGGGAAGAGAAUUAGGAGAUCAGGAGUGGGGAACCUGCUGCCUGCCAGGGUUUAGUGAGCUGGGAGAAUCUGUGGCAGAGAGAAGUCUAGAAGCAGGAGAGGAGGGAGGCAGAUAAAGAAGUCAGGGGGUCUCCCCUCCUACUGUGACCAGCUCCCUUCCCUCUGGUAUCCCAGGACCAGAAGGGGUUAUGAAGAGGGAGGAGCAGAGACGGGCUUGCCAGCGGAGUCUCAGGUUGCUUGGGAAGGACCCAGAGAGAAGGAGAUUUUGGCAUCUUCUGAGUAGGAGCAAAACCUACUCAGAAGAGUUGUUGUGCUCAUUAGGACUGGCUUCCCUGAGUUUAUAAUUUGUAUGAUUUAUUGCUGGCUGGCUUCCUGACAUUCUGACAUCAAAUCAUGCUGACUCGUGAGAGUCUCCAGUUCUGUCUCAAACCCAGUGAAGUCCUUUGCUCCCCCAAGCUGUUCCAGGGAGUUUGUGCCAGGAUGUCGAAUGCUCAUUCCUACCAGCCCUGUUCCUGCAUUGAGCGGGACCUUCCCUGCAAUUUCAGGUGUCAGGGCCGUUCGAGGACACCCUCGUGAGUUCCCCAAGGGCAGAGCUGGCUCCGUCAGACACCAGGCAGAGCCUCUUCUGCAGGAAGGCCAAGCAGACAGGUGGUGGAGGAGAUGCCAGCUCUCUGGGUGAGUAGUUGCUGCAUUUUUGAAAUUCAAGUUUACAUAGGCAUUGCCAUCUUCACAAGCGCAUAGCUUGUACUGUUGUUUUAACUGUUGAGUGUUGCGUUUAACUUAGAGUGUUGUUCUAAGUGUAAAGUGGCAUGUGAUUGGUGUGCCCCCCCCCACAAAACCCAGAACUGCAGGUGAUCCAACUGGGUCACCCUACCCCUACAUUUGCCUCCAGCUCUCCCCUUGAGCUCUCCCCAGUUCUGUAAAAUUAGUGUGCAGCAACCCUGUUCACAGAAUUUUUUAUGGGGCCAUCCAUACCAGCUGUUUCUGCCAUGUCUUGGAAACAGCAGUACUACGUUCCAGUUCAUGUGAUGUCCCUUAUUGGAGUUCCACUUCCUGGUUUUCAGGCCAGGGCUGAUAUCAUUCCUUGUUCUCUUCAGCCAGUUUUGGCCAAACCACACUAUGUUUCUUUUCUGAUGCUGGUUCUUCUGACACAGAGGCAACAUGGGACUCACUGGCCGACGAAGGGGGCCCUGGCGGAUGUGGGAAGCGAGACCCUUCUGCAGGGCCAGGUGGGCAGGGUACUAGACUGCUGUUAUAUACAGGAGACAUCCAAAUCCUUACAGGGGAGGCUAACGGCUUGAGAAUUAUGCAGCACAAAGUUUUACCUUUGUCAUGAACUUGCUAGGCAGUCUUAGGCAAAAGCCACUCUCCAUUUCAGCUCCUUUCCCCCAUGCUCAACACGGGCAAAAUAAUGUUGAGAUUCCUGCAUUGUAGCGGGGUGGGUGUGUAUGGACUAGAUGACCCUUGGAACCCUUUCCAAUUCUAUGAUUUUUAAAGAGUUGCUAUAAGAAAGCCAGCAUGGUUAGUGUUGCAUUAGGACCUGGGAGACCCAGGUGCAGAUCCAAAUGCAGCCAUAAAGCUUACAGGGUGACCUUGUGCCAGUCACACUCAUUCUCUCUCCUCUAUUCCCCUUUAUAAUAAUAAAUUUUAUUUAAACCCUGCCCUCCCCAGCCAAGACCAGGCUUAGGCUAACACCAGAUAUAAAAACAAUUGAUUAAAAUACAACUUAAAAACAAGAUUAAAAUACAACAUUAAGAUGCAGCCUCAUUUCAGUAGAAACUCAAAUCAAAAACCUUUUGGGGAUGAAAACAUCCCCAAGCUACAAUUAGAGAGCUACAAUUCCCUUCGAAGAGGGAUUGACUAUUAAACUACUCUGGGAAUUGAGAGCAUUGCGAAGGGAAUAGAAUGGUUUCCCAACAACUCUUUGCACCCUGAAUAAACUGCCCUUCCCAUAAUUAUUUAUGGAAAGGGAUGACCAUUUAAAAAGGAAUCACUGUGCUUGAGAUGUAGGGUGUGAAUGUGAGAAGAAAAAAAUGAGAAUUAAUUGACUUGGCCAGUCAUUGGUCAGACGCUACUUGCUAUUGGGCUCCCUACUUUCUGCUUUGCUGGUCCAAAUGGGCACCAGCUGUUCCUUACAUUAAACAUUUCUUUUCUUUUUAUUCAUUAGUGCAUUUACACCCCACUCAGGGUUGGCUGGCUGCAAAUACUCGGCUGUAUCGUUUAGAGCCUUCCUCCUGCCAGCUUCAGGCCUUCAGUCUUCUUUUCUCUCUGGCAGCUGGUAGCUGUGGAGCGGCGUCCGGAUUCUCUCCCCUCCCUGCACCAACCAGAAAUGAAGAGUAUGGAAAGAGGCUUGUGGGAGCUGAGGGGCUCCCAGCACACCUGGGCGCCGCCAGCAGGGACAGCGCGUACCUGUGUUCCCAGUGCGGGAAAGGGUUUCGUUGGCCGUCGGCGCUGGCUGUCCACCAGAGGACCCACACGGGGGAGAAGCGGCACCGCUGCGCCGAGUGCGGGAAGUGCUUUGGCCAGCGCGGCCAUUUGACGGUGCACCGGAGGAUCCACUCGGGAGAGAAGCCGUACGGGUGUCCUCAGUGCGGGAAGCAGUUUGUCGACUCCUCUCACCUCACCAAGCACCAGAGGACACACUUGGGGGACAGGCCCCACCACUGCGCUGAGUGCGGGCGAAGGUGUGCCAAUAAACGCUCGCUCGUGCAGCACCAGCGAAUUCACAGCAGGGAGAAGUCCUAGGCCUGGGGAUGAGCCUAGGCCCCUCUUGAGAUUCAGGGGCUGAGUUAUAUUGCUGUAAGGCGGAGAUUUGGCCCUUCAGGUAUCACUGGUCUGUAGCUGCCAUCAUCGCUGGCCAUGCUGGCUGUGACGGAGGACCAAAGGUUCAGUUCCUCAUUCCUGGUGUAACUGAAGAGAAAGGAGCCCCUGUUUCCACCCUUUGUCCCCCUGGGGGAAGAAACCAACAGAUGCUCAGGGGUCUCUGGGGGUUUUCCUGUUGUUAUUCUGUCUCUCACAGCUACAAUAAACCUACCAUUAAAAUUAUGGACUGGUCAUUUCUUCGUCAGAGGGCAAACGGGCAAAUUUAGCAGGGGAUCAAAUACUUUCCCCCCUCUCACUGUAUAUAGCAAUGAGGAAGCAUGCUUGGGUGAGCUGGUCCUGCAGGUCUGUAGUAGCAGCCAGCUGUGCCGAGUGCCCUGAAUAUCAAACAGAAUGCUUCCCAGCCCUUGGAGCCCUUUUGGAAUGUAAAAAAAAUACGUUUUCUUUUAAAAUUAAUGCAUUGACAAAUAAGUGGAUAAGAAGGCGUUCAUGUUUCAGGAGCCUACUUGAAAUAUACAGGGAAUGGCAGCUGAACCGGUGUUUGAUUUGGUGGUAUGUAUGUCAUUCAGUUCUGAAGGUGGGCUGAAGAAUUUGUUGUUAUAUCUGCCUUCACAACAUGAAAGCGUUUGUGACUGAAUUUUACCCCAGGUCAGAGAGGUGUCAUUGAGUAUAGGAGGUGUGAUCAGAAUCCAUAUUUGUUUCUCUUAAAAACAGGCAUGACCUCUAACAGAAGAGGUGAUUGUAAAUGAACUUAACGGAAGAUAGUCAGGCCUACCAGACCAAUGGGCCUGUACAUUUAUCUCUUCCCCCUCCCCAUUACACAUCUUUUAGAGUGGUCUAAAAUUUUGAGUUCUUCUCAGGGCCAACACUUGGGCAAAGUGACGUCUGGUGCCCCCAAUCGAUAAGUCCUGGUGGGCUAUCCUGACUAUGGCAAGGGCAAAAACAGCAGUGGCCUAGGCAGCUUGAGGCAGCCAUUUUACG
Messenger RNA from Podarcis lilfordi (Lilford's wall lizard), 6448 nucleotides. NCBI's taxonomy places the organism in Eukaryota, Metazoa, Chordata, Lepidosauria, Squamata, Lacertidae. The record is from the annotation of a GenBank genome assembly.